Messenger RNA from Talaromyces amestolkiae, 1683 nucleotides. RefSeq lists its product as uncharacterized. Lineage: Eukaryota; Fungi; Ascomycota; Eurotiomycetes; Eurotiales; Trichocomaceae. The record is from RefSeq and is a predicted model, not a curated record. Gene Ontology annotation, molecular function: catalytic activity. The transcript is spliced from 2 exons. Bases 1 to 1683 code for a protein of 560 amino acids.
AUGGCUCAGAAAACAGAGGCAAGUCAUCUUGUAGCCCUGCAGGUCCUCGAAACUAUUCUUGAUGACUUCAACAUUCCCCGCCCAACGCCAGAUCGCGGUCCUAAAGUCCUAUUUACUGACACCGUCCCACCGCCUGAAGAAACCAAGAGCCAGAAGAUCAACCUCUCCCUCAUUGGGGCGAUCCCGUCGCUCGCCAAUGCCGUAGCAGCUGCACAGAUUCUUGAGGCGCGCGGAGGACCUACGCAAGAAGUUGACGUGAACCUUCGUCGUGGACACAAUUAUAUUGACCCGGACAUUGGAAUGACUCCCUCUCUCAAUGGUCAAGAGAUUAGCCUUGAUAUGGUGGCUGGAAACCCGUUCACAAGAAACAUAUUUAAGACCCGUGAUAACAAGUGGGUGGUCCUGAGCGCUGUUUACGUGGAGUUGGUAUAUCAGUGGACAUCUCUUCUAGAUUGCUCAAUGGCAGAGAGCUCGGUUCGGGAAGCGGUAUUGAAGUGGAAUGCGGCAGAUCUUGAGGCAGUUGCCACCAAAGCCAACAUGCCCAUGGCAAUCUGUCAAACCGAGGAAGACUGGAAGACACAUGCCCAUGGAUCACACAUGGCGACACUUCCGAUUGUCCCCAUUCAACAGUAUAAGAGCAGCAAUCCAUCCACACAAUCUCCAUGUUUUCCAUCUUCCGUGCCUGAUCGACCCCUCUCUGGCCUUAAAGUUCUUGCUCUCACUCAUGCAAUCGCAGGUCCUAGUACCGGCCGUACACUGGCGGAGCACGGUGCCUCUGUGCUCCAAGUAUUGUUCACUCAUGGCUUUGAACACGCAUUCGUGUAUACAUAUGCAAACCUGGGCACCGCGUCAACCCGCCUGAAUCUGCACAAAAAAUCCGACCGGCAGCGUCUCCGGACGUUAAUCAGCGAAGCGCACGUCUGGAUUGACAGUUAUAGAGAAGGUGCAAUCGCCAAAUUCGGAUUCUCGGAUCAACAAAUACGCGAAAUCAACCCGGGAAUGAUCAUUACUCACGUUCGCUGCUAUGGUACAUCAGGACCGUGGGCGCGGAAACCGGGCUUCGAUAUGCAAGGAAGCGCCUCGAGUGGAUUGAUGUCUUAUAUGGGCAGGGGUGUAGGAGACGGUCGACCACUGUGGCCACCAGGCAUGGUGAUCAACGAUUACACGACAGGUUACUUUGGCGCCUUGGCUAUCAUGGGGAUUAUACUCCGCAGGUGCAAGGGGGAGAGCGAUUGGAACCAGGGAUGGGUGGUCUCUCCGAGUCUCUGUGGGACUGCGAUGUCGAUUCUGAAGUACUUUAAGUCUAAUAGUUCUUCCCUUGUGGAAGGAGGCGAAUCAAAUGGCCAGUCAGCGCUUGGCCCGGAGACUCUGGAGGCUGAAACAUCAUUGGGAUACUUAAAGACUCUUGCUCCUUUGCCCAAAAUGAGCGUUACCCCUCUUCAGUAUCAACAUGAAUUGUUGGUUGCAAUGGGUAGCAGCCGCCCUGUCUUUCCCGGACAUGAUGAUGGUUACAAUGUGAAGGAGUUGACUCCAAUGACAAGGGAGGAUGUAAUCCAUUCUUUUGGAAUUAAUAUUGUGAGGAGGAUCGAGAAACUUCGAAUUUUGGGGUCACAGGAGAGACAGCAAAGAGAUAAGAAAUACCUCUCAGUGUUGGCUGAUGAUGUAAGUGAACUACGAUUUUAG